Molecule: messenger RNA, 159 nt
Organism: Pseudocercospora fijiensis CIRAD86
Lineage: Eukaryota; Fungi; Ascomycota; Dothideomycetes; Mycosphaerellales; Mycosphaerellaceae
Exons: 2
Coding region: 1-159 (52 amino acids)
Source: RefSeq, a predicted model, not a curated record
AUGGAGCUCCGUCGAUGCCGAUAUCUUAUCAAGUUCCGAAUGAUGUUCAGGUACAUGUACGCACAGUGGCAACGCCGCCAAGUUCGCUCAGUACGACCGGGUAUCACAGCAUUUAAAGAUCAAUCCAAUUCCACAUCCAAGGCAGCUAGCUCCAAGUAA